UUGAAAAUAAACAAAUAUAAACAAAGAGCAAUAUUUUGAAAUAAAUGAAAAUUAAAAAAAUUUAAAGUUAAAAAAGUGCACCCUCUACUCCACUAUCAUCAUGGCCAAGAAAGGCAAAAAGGAUAAGAAAGGCAAAAAAGAUGACCAAGCCGAUGGUGGAAAAAAGGGCAAGAAAGGCAAAACAGACCGCAAAAGCGAUUUAAGUGAAGAUCCCUCGUUAGGGAAAGGAAAGAAGGGUAAGGGUAAGGACAAAGGGAAACGAAAGAAGAGCAAAAUAUCAGUGCGUCAAUCGAAAGCGGCAUCGGCCAUGGUUCACGCGGAACCAGCUCCCUUACCACCACCUCCGCCGCCACCAGAACCUAAAUGCAAUGAUAAGAUAAAAUCUGAUGAUCCGUGCCGCUACACCGAAGAUGCUUGCUGCAAAGGAGCUGUGGCUUGUAGACCAAAUCACUAUCCCGGAAUUUUAGAAGAACCUGAACGCAUGGCUGUCGUUGGCUCGGAGAGCGGUAGUUACGAGAGUCUUUGUAAGUUGGUUCGCGCUGGUAUGCGCUGUGCGGAUCGCGUUUUCAUUAUGACGCCCUGGGGCAAUUAUGUGAUAUUUCGUGCACACGAUGAGCAUAACAAAAUAUAUUUUAUUUAUGACGGUUGCACUUGCAAUGUGAAUCGCUUCCGGUAUCUGGAUUUGAAUGAGGGCACCGCUGGUUUGCUUUACUUUGAUUGCGUCCAUGCACUUAUUUCAUACAUGUUGGAUUCCAAAAAACAGCGAAUGUCAUUAAAACGGAUUAAACGCAGUGUGAUCGACGACAUCUGCAAAGAGUUUUGUGAAUAUGGACACUGAAUAAUGAAAAAAUAUAGUGUAACCAAGCGGUAUAAUUUGUAUGCAAUCAAAUAGCUCAAAAACAGGCGAGAACUUAAGCAUCAGUGCGGCCGACCAUAAUAAGAUAAUGCUAACUACCCGAGGGUAAACGAAAUACUUUAGCAACAUGUUUGGAUAAAAAAAUUUGAAUAAACCAAUAAAAAACUAAA
This is a messenger RNA of Bactrocera latifrons, 1026 nucleotides long. RefSeq lists its product as uncharacterized. Bases 101 to 838 code for a protein of 245 amino acids. Lineage: Eukaryota; Metazoa; Arthropoda; Insecta; Diptera; Tephritidae. The transcript has a single exon. The record is from RefSeq and is a predicted model, not a curated record.